CUCCUCCAAUCCCUAACUUUUGCCAAGAUACUUUUCCCUCCCUGACUACUUUAGACUACAAGGCUGAAAAAUGUGUCACAGGUUUACCCCAUCCACACUCCCAGCCUAUGCCUGUGGGUUUUUUUUACUCACACCCCUCUCCCCCUCGUGGACCAUGGGUCCCAGGCCCCCGUAUCAGCUGUUUCUCGCUGUUUCCCUUGCCCCUCAAGCUAAUCUUUGGCCUGGGCUUGCCCAUCCAAAGAAAGUUUCUUCCAGUGAAUUUUCUCUUGUAUCCUCUUCCCCAGGUCUCCUAAAAACUCCACAACCAUUUUCUCUUUUACUCUCCAGACGCCCGCACCUUGGAACUUGGAGCCCACAUUUCUACGCGCCCCGGGGCCCCUCGGCUUCACUUUGCCCCUAAGUUGUUUGUUUCCCGUCCCUCACUCCACUUCCUAGAUUUUUUCGUUUGUUUCCUGUUCUCGACUUUUCUCUCAAACUCUCCUGUUCCCCCCAGUAAAAAACCCUCCAGCCCAACCAGCUGAACUCUAUGCCGUGAUAUCCGUCUCCUCUUCACUCUUUUACAAAACUCAACGUUUCGCCUCAGGUUUUCCUGUUUUGCUCAGUCUAAAUGUUGAGUCAAAAUUUUCUCUCUAAUCCGAGUCCCAUCAAACAAAGAUUCUUCUCUACCCGUCUCACCCCAGUUAAGCUAAACUUCUGGGAAUAAUAUUCUUUCCAAACUCUCGUUACAUUCAUCUGAACCAGUGACUUUCACACUUCAUGUCUUUUUAUUUUUUCCAGAGGAACCACUGAUUCAAACGAAAUCUUACACCCAGUGCAUAAAUCAGUUAUAAGAAGAAGAUCCCCGGUGGGAUUGGGCGGGGGAGCUGGGCCUUACAAGAGGGUUCCAAAGGCACCUCCUCCCAGCAAUUUGGCAACCGCUAGCCAAACUUUCGCCUUCAAAAUGUCCCUCUCUAAGCCUGGAUUCCUGCAGGGUGAGCUUUAGCUUAGCGCACUGUGCGCUCCUCACUGCAAGUUUCUCCCCCCAUCCCACGGUCUUCCACGCCAGGUCCCGCCAUGGAGCUGCGCUCCGAGCUGCCCAGCGUACCUGGUGCCGCGACGGCGGCCGCGACAGCGACGGGGCCCCCCGUGGCUUCGGUGGCAUCGGUGGCAGCGGCGGCGGCGGCGGCCGCUUCUCUACCGGUGAGCGUGGCCGGCGGCUUGCUACGGGCGCCGCCGCUGUUGUUGAGGGCUGCGGAGAAGUACCCGCGGACCCCCAAGUGCGCGCGCUGCCGCAACCACGGCGUGGUUUCUGCGCUUAAGGGCCACAAGCGCUACUGCCGCUGGAAGGACUGCCUAUGCGCCAAGUGCACGCUCAUCGCCGAGCGCCAGCGCGUCAUGGCCGCGCAAGUGGCGCUGCGCAGGCAACAGGCGCAGGAAGAGAACGAGGCACGCGAGCUACAACUGCUCUACGGCACUGCCGAGGGCCUGGCGCUGGCAGCCGCCAACGGCAUCAUCCCGCCGCGACCCGCCUACGAGGUCUUCGGCUCAGUGUGCGCCGCGGACGGCGGGGGGCCAGCAGCGGGAGCGCCGGCCGGGACCGGAGGCGGCACAGCGGGUGCAGGGAGCUCAGAGGCCAAGUUACAGAAGUUUGACUUGUUCCCCAAGACGCUGCUUCAGGCGGGCCGCCCAGGCAGCCCGCAGCCGCCCCCGGGGAAGCCCUUGUCACCCGACGGCGCAGACUCCGGUCCCGGGACAUCGUCCCCAGAGGUGCGGCCGGGCUCGGGCUCGGAGAACGGCGACGGCGAGUCCUUUUCGGGGUCGCCUCUGGCUCGGGCCUCCAAAGAGGCAGGUGGCAGCUGCCCGGGCAGCGCUGGCCCCGGGGGCGGCGGCGAGGAGGACAGCCCGGGAUCCGCCAGCCCUCUGGGCUCAGAAUCGGGUUCGGAGGCUGACAAAGAAGAGGCUGAGGCCGCGCCCGCGCCAGGGCUGGGAGGAGGCCCGGGUCCACGACAGCGGACGCCGCUGGACAUCUUGACGCGUGUCUUCCCGGGCCACCGGCGAGGCGUCCUGGAGCUGGUGUUGCAGGGCUGCGGCGGCGACGUGGUGCAGGCCAUCGAGCAGGUGCUGAAUCACCACCGCGGGGGCCUGGUGGCCGGUCUCGGUCCCGCCGCGCCCCCUGAUAAGGCUGCAGUGGGGGCAGUAGCAGCAGCGGACGACGCGUGGCCUGGCCGCGUCGACGCAGCUGCCGCCGGCGGCCCCGGGCUGCCCGCGCCGCUGCAGGCGGGCCCCGCCGCACCUCCGCACCACAGACCUUUGCUGGCUGGCGCCAUGGCGCCCGGGGCGCUGGGCUCGCUGAGCAGCCGCUCGGCCUUCUCGCCCCUGCAGCCCAACGCCAGUCACUUCGGGGCCGACGCAGGCGCCUACCCGCUGGGCGCGCCGCUGGGCCUCAGCCCCCUGCGCCUGGCCUACUCGGCAGCGGCGGCCCACAGCCGCGGCCUGGCCUUCAUGGCUCCUUACUCCACCGCCGGCCUGGUGCCCACACUUGGCUUCCGCCCGCCCAUGGACUACGCCUUCAGCGAUCUCAUGCGCGACCGCUCGGCCGCCGCCGCCGCCUCUGUGCACAAGGAGCCGACCUAUGGCGGCGGCCUAUAUGGGCCUAUGGUCAAUGGAGCCCCUGAGAAGCAGUAGGGCUAGGGGCCCGGCAGCCGGGCGGCUCAUAAACAAGGACCCCAGCCUUAUCCCCGCGGGCCGCCAGCCUCUCUUCGCCCGGUGCACUCCCUGUUUCCCGGCUGGGGUCUUCUCGCUCCGAGGUGGUUUUCGGUUUUGUUUUGGACCGUGGGUAGGGAUAGCUGAGCAAAGAGGAGCAGCUUCAGGUGCAGAUGUUUUCGGAGAGGGUGCUCGAUCCGGAUCCUCAUCCGGCGACCCCCUACUCAAGGCUCCCCAGCCCUUCAAAAAGCCAAGAAGUCUUGAGAAUUCAGAGGCUGCAGCCGCCGCUCAAGCUCCUGCCUCUCCCAUUGCUGUGCUCAUCCCGCCUGGCCAUGCUCCCAAAUGGAUGGCAGGAUAGUCCGAGAGUCUGUCUUCUCUGUCUCCCCCUCCCUUAAAAAAUUUAAAUAUUUGCUCUAACAAAUAUAAAUCUAGGAUGUAUAAAUUUCUUGGCACUGAGUCGAGUCUUUGGGACACACAUAUAUAUCGAUAUAAAUUG
Camelus dromedarius (Arabian camel) is the source of this 3178-nucleotide messenger RNA. It is a transcript of the gene DMRTA2, whose product is annotated as DMRT like family A2. Gene Ontology annotation, biological process: regulation of transcription by RNA polymerase II; sex differentiation. Gene Ontology annotation, cellular component: nucleus. NCBI's taxonomy places the organism in Eukaryota, Metazoa, Chordata, Mammalia, Artiodactyla, Camelidae. The coding region runs from base 1054 to 2664 and encodes 536 amino acids. The transcript is spliced from 2 exons. Gene Ontology annotation, molecular function: RNA polymerase II cis-regulatory region sequence-specific DNA binding; protein binding; DNA-binding transcription factor activity, RNA polymerase II-specific. The record is from RefSeq and is a predicted model, not a curated record.